Molecule: messenger RNA, 1769 nt
Organism: Cottoperca gobio
Lineage: Eukaryota; Metazoa; Chordata; Actinopteri; Perciformes; Bovichtidae
Gene: ackr5
Product: atypical chemokine receptor 5
Exons: 2
Coding region: 235-1329 (364 amino acids)
Biological process (GO): G protein-coupled receptor signaling pathway
Cellular component (GO): membrane
Molecular function (GO): G protein-coupled receptor activity
Source: RefSeq, a predicted model, not a curated record
UACUGACUGAGGAUGUCCUGUUAGGUGCGUGUGUGUGUGUGUGUGUACGUGUGUGUGUGUUAAUGAGACGGGUAGGAGCUCCUAGCUGCUUGAUUGCUCAGAUAGCCCUCAACAAUCCGAGCUGGAAGGAGUCGUCUGGUGUCUGCAGGCUUCACACAGAACGACAGCGAGGCCUCAGGAGGGACCUGCCCUCGUCCCCUCUUCAUCUGCAGUGCACUUCAUCACAACACGACCAUGAGCACUCACGAGCACAACCACUCACUGGACUUCUACAAUGGCACACCAUGGUAUGCCUAUGAGUGCACCCUCCAGAUGGAUAGUGCCAGAGACUACCGCCGCAUCGCCCUCUUCCUCAUCUACCUGUUCAUCUUCAUGGUGGGCCUGCUGGAGAAUGGGCUGGUCAUCUGGGUCAACUGGCGCCGACGCCACUCGGCCAACGGGGUUCUCUUCUGCAUCAUCAACGUGAGCCUGUCGGACCUCAUGGUGAUUGUGAUCCUGCCUUUUUUCAUGAUGGAGGUGACCAUGGACAAGGUUUGGCUGUGGGGACGCUUCCUCUGCAAGGUCACCAACCUCAUCUAUGUGAUCAACUUCUACAGCAGCUCCUUCUUCCUGGCCUUCAUGACCCUGGAGCGCUAUCUGUCCCUGACCAGACCCUCGUUUCCGGCCUUCUUCCCUGUGGUGGGCCGGCGCCGCUGGCUGCUCUGUGGAGGCCUGUGGAUGCUCUCCUUGUUCCUGGCUCUGAUGGAGAACGUCCACGUGGAUCUUCUGGAGUGGGACGAGCCCGGUUGUUACAUGCUACCCGAGCAGAACUACACCGAAUGGUUUGUCUCCGUGGCUUUCUUUUGCCUGAUCUUCCAGUUCCUGGUCCCUGCUUCCGUCAUCAUCACCUGUAACGUGCUGAUCGCUCGUGCCGUUAAAACAGCACCGGACGUGCAGGGCCGGCGGGACGUGUGGCUGGUGCAUGUGUACUCCUUGGUGUUUGUCGUGUGCUGGCUUCCCUACCACAUGGUCAUGGUUAUGAUGAUCAUAGAUGACCUUAACCCCCUCAUCUUUAGCUGCAACACAGUAGACGUCCUCUACUUCAUAUUCAACUUGGUGCAGAGCCUGUCUCUAUUCCACUGCGUUGCCAACCCCAUCCUCUACAACUUCCUCAGCAAGAGCUUCCGCAGCAACCUGAUCAGCACUGUGGUGAACUACAUACCCAGAGAGAGAGGUGUGGACCAGCUGGGUGCAGGGUCCCAGCCCAACACUCCCAACGGAGGCGGGGGAGACCCGGGGAAGCAACGCAAGUUAAGUAACGCCAGCACCAGCCAGUCUGAUGUGUCAUAAGAAAGAAGCUGAGAUAAGAAAAGAGGGCGCUUCAGGAGACGCUUUCUAAGAAAGAUUUGACAGAACUGAAUCCAAUCUUGGUGCUUCAGAAUACCAGAAGCUUAUCUGGUCAGAGAAUCAUUGUGGUGUUUGUUAUUGGCACACUCAUAAUCCAUUUCCUGUUUUGUUAUCAUGUAUUUGAUCACAGUGUUAGACAGAAAAUGUUUAAACUCUAAAGUCUCCUGGCACAGAAGAAGAAAGGUGCCAGGAAUGUGUGUAAACAAAUCUGAUCCUGCCAGAUGAGAGUAAUCCUCAUAACCACAAACAAAUGUAACCGUUUUAUUUCACUUCAAAUCUAAACAGAUAAAUCAUAUAUUGCAUUACUGAAUGCUUAUUUAUCUGUUCAGGGAUGUUGCUGUGGUCCACAUGUGCUCACAUACAAUAAAACUGCAUCAAACACC